CGUCGCGACACGCGUUGCAACUAAAACCCAAACAAGUGGACUUGAAGUGAAAUUCAAAAAAUUAAAUAGAAUACCUAUUGAAAAAGAUUUUAAGCAGAAAACAGUUGAAAAUAAAAGUGAGAGAAACGUGAUGGAUACGCUAUCACCUAACGAUUGCUCCAAGUCGAGCUCCAACUCCAAUUCGAGCGGCAACAGCGCCAGCAGCUCCUCCAUGGAUCUGGGCAACAAGCAGCCCAAGCAGCCGAAACGCGGCUCGCGCGGCCAGAAGCUGUCCAGAUCGCGCAGCCUGCUGCAGUUGCUCAGCAGGCAUCUGGGCCGUCAUUUCCAGCAUCAUCAUCACCAGAACGACACCGUCUACAGCAGCCAGGAUGAUAUACGCAGCUCGGCGACGGAUCUGUUCAGUCUGAGCAAUUCGCGCAAUGAUUGCCUUCAGGUGCUCAAUGGCGGCUCCAGUCUCGAUCUGGAGCACACCUCACGCACAACCUCAGAGUCGAGUUCGCCUGGUCUGGAAUUUUACGAUAACAAUGCUGGACACAUCUAUGUGGAAACUGUCUAUCGACCCGGCAGCGCCAUGGAUCAACUGCAUCCACAUCACUAUGAUGAUAGCGGCAGCAGUGUUGACGAGGAUGAGAAUGAUAAUGAGAAUGAGAACGAUAAUGAGAACGAGAAUGAGAAUCUGGAGCACCUUAAACCGCAUGGUAGCGAACCAGAGCCGCGUUCUGCCUCGGCCGCAUCGGCUGGCGUCAGUAACAAGACAUCUGGCCUGCAUCUUAGUCGCAUCUCCAUCUCAUCCUCGGUUAGCCGCAUGCUGCAGCACUUCUCAACAUCGGCGGCCACAACGGCAACAGCAUCGCUGCGCUCCUUGUCCUGCAGCAGCACGCCGCGGCGACAGCGCAAUGUGUCCUCGCUGAUGAGGGGCAAAAAAUCGCUGAUGCCCAACAACAGCAGCAACAGCAACAGCAGCAGCAGCAGCACCAGCAGCAGCUCAUCAAAGUCGUCGAAAAAGGACAAGAAGCAGCAGAGCAUACUGCGACCUCCAGUUCAGUACGUUUACAUGAAGGGCAUGUCCGGGCUAUACUCGCGGGUGCCCAGCUACGCGGUCUGCUGCCCCUAUACGCUGCAGCACAGCAUGUAUUAGGCGGUCGGCCGGACGGACAGCUCGGGCGGACGUCAUCGCGGCGAGGACAUUGGCCAAGACAAUGAAGCAGACGGCGAUUGCGGGUGAAGGAUGAAGGGUGAAAGGGUGAAGGCCAACGCCAAAGGUGUUAAUGGCUUUAAAGUCUGGUUAUGGGGUGGGUAGAUUAUAGUGAAAAGUGAUGUAGUGCCUAAAAACAAGAAGAAAAACAAGCCGACAGCAGCUAGAAACGGCUAGAAACAGCGUUUGGAAAUGCAGCA
Molecule: messenger RNA, 1395 nt
Organism: Drosophila virilis
Lineage: Eukaryota; Metazoa; Arthropoda; Insecta; Diptera; Drosophilidae
Source: RefSeq, a predicted model, not a curated record